Aspergillus heteromorphus CBS 117.55 is the source of this 949-nucleotide messenger RNA. Its product is annotated as nucleoside deaminase. The record is from RefSeq and is a predicted model, not a curated record. Gene Ontology annotation, biological process: tRNA wobble adenosine to inosine editing. The transcript is spliced from 6 exons. Gene Ontology annotation, molecular function: zinc ion binding; tRNA-specific adenosine-34 deaminase activity. Gene Ontology annotation, cellular component: cytoplasm; nucleus. NCBI's taxonomy places the organism in Eukaryota, Fungi, Ascomycota, Eurotiomycetes, Eurotiales, Aspergillaceae. The coding region runs from base 131 to 700 and encodes 189 amino acids.
AUUCCAUGCUUUGUUAUGUAUUUUGGUUGGCAGAAAGAUAAUGGCAAGCGGUCAGCAGGUACAACAAAUAUAGGUUUCAUCUACGGAGUACUACUACCUUUUUUUGCCAAUCUAGUCGCCCUAUUCUGAGAUGUCCGGUGAGGUUAUUCGCCAGUUGCAGCAUGGCAGUCAGCAUUCCUUUUUUAUGAAACAAGCACUAUUGAUGGGGGAAAAAGCUCUUGCCACCGGGGAAACCCCAGUGGGAUGUAUUCUGGUCUAUAAUAAUACAGUUGUUGGAUAUGGAAUGAAUGAUACCAACAGAUCAAUGAAUGGCACAAGACACGCGGAGUUUAUUGCUAUUGAGGAAAUGCUUCAGAAUUAUCCUAGGUCGGCACUUCGUAAAACAGACCUUUAUGUCACUGUUGAACCUUGUGUUAUGUGUGCCUCUGCUUUAAGGCAGUAUCAGAUACAGACAGUAUAUUAUGGAUGUGGAAAUGAUAGGUUUGGUGGUACCGGCAGCAUCCUAUCGCUCCAUUCUGACUCCUCGAUAGAUCCACCAUACCCUGUACAUGGUGGAUUAUUCCAUAAAGAGGCCAUAAUGCUACUUCGUCGUUUCUAUAUACAGGAGAAUGAGAAGGCACCCAAGCCUCGUCCCAAAAAGCAUCGCGAACUAAAAACAAACUUUGACAAUUCCCACUCACCUAUACUGUACGUUAAAUAGGGAAAAGUUAGGUACUGAUGAUUACUCAUCCCAUAUCAGAAAGGGAUCAUCUGGUUACACUUGAUACUGUCCAAGACGAGACAGGGAGGGGGGAUAAAACCAUACAGAAACCUAAGGAUGAUACAUGAAUUCCAUGUUGCCUUAGAACAUGGAUAUACAAGAUUUUGCAACAACCUAUCAAAUAUUAACUGGUCAACUCUUUUCACCUCUCCAUGCCAGUAAAGACUUCGAGAAUCUGGACCUAUUUCA